GGACGUGACCUUAAAGAGAUUCCCCUAGAGAUGGUGAGGGGAAGACGAGGCUGUGGACGUUUGUCCCACGCACACAUUUCACUUAACAAUAGCAGCGCAUUUCAGACUGUAUUCUAGGCCGUCCCUAAAAUAUUCAUCGCAGCCCAUGAGUCAGCGGCGAAUAUUUGCAGUUGUCAGUUCAAGGCUAAAAAGAGUGUUUUGCUUUCAGUAAUAUUUAACUGGCUAGUUUUGGCCACAUCCCACAGAGCCUGAGAAACUGCUACUGAAUUCACUGUGGAGAUCGUGAUCUCUGUUCAGUCUGGAAUACUGUAAAACUCAUCCUGGAUUUCUUAAGAACAAUGGCCUGACUGUAUCUCUGACAAUAUGCACAUCCACAUCCUCCAGCUGUGUGUCAUCCAAGCUGCAGCCUCUUUUAUCCAUCUAGAACCUAGGAACGUCAGUGUGUUGCGAGGCAGAGAGGUCCGCUUUAACUGCAGCACCAAUGCACCCUGGGACGUCAUGAAUUGGCGGUUGGGUGAAGACACAAUCCUCGUCGUUUCUGUGGAGCAUGGUACUCUGGCCAGAUCUGAGAGCAUCUCCACAGUCAAUCACUCCAUGUCCUCUCUGACAGUGUGGGAGUUAAUCCUGAGCAACUCUUCAUUCAGUCAGACGGUACAGGAGAUCAGAUGUGAACUGCUUCCUACAAACCUCAAAUCAUCAUCGGCCUUGUUUGUACAAGAAAAAGGAUCUGUCAGGAUUUUGGAGGGUGACCUGUCAGUUCAACGGGGAGUGUUUGUCACCUUCCAUUGCCAAGCUAUUGGUUGGUAUCCGGAGCCUUCGGUGUUGUGGAUGGUCAAUGGCACCAGCGUUGACAGAAGUGACUACAACACCAGCAGUAUUCAGGAAACCAACAACCUGUUCAACUCCACCAGUGAGCUUCAGUUAAAAGCAGACACCAGCACCACAGUCGAGUGUUGGGCAUCUGUGUCUGCUCCUCUGUCUCGGCAAAACAGCAGUGUCAAACUUACUGUAGUGGCACCAAAAUCCACACAGGACUACACAGUUGUGAUCGCUGUAAUAGUGUCGGUGUGUACUAUCAUUCUGCUGGCAGUUCUCAUCCUGAUCCUCUGCUACAGAAAAAAACUGGCGAAAUCAAGCUCUGAAAAUAAAGCCAGUUUUUACUCUUCAUGGGCUGACAAUUUAAGCUGUGAGAGGAGGUCUGUUGCUGAUGAAACCAGUGGAAAAGUGAAUCUAGGAUACAACACUGAAGACAUAACAAGUUCAGGACACAGUGACCUCGGGAACAGAGCUGACAGCACAAUAUACAUCAGCAGCUCUCCACAGGUUCCUGAUAUUGUUAUUUUCAGCUCUCAAAACCAGGACCUCUACUCCAAUAGCGCAAAGAAGACAGUCCGCCAGGUCACCACAGUCUGACCUCUGGGUCAAACACACGGCAGCCACUUACUGAAAGAAUAGUGGCUUACAUGCUGUUUUUUGGGGCCAGUGUUUUUCAACAAAGUCAUCACCUUGGAAUUAUAAGGUUCUAUCUGCGUUUGGAAUGAUUUUGAGAUAUUGAGCUUCAAAGUUUUUGCAUUCCAUAUAGCAUACAGUAUGUGUGUAACAUCUGUUUUAAAAAUAAAAAGUCUUAAAAUGUAAACAACUUAUAAAAAAACAUUGCAUAAUUUAAAUAAGUUGUCAUUUAAUAAGAAUGUCAAUAACUCAAUUUUUGACAAAAAUGUCAGAUAGAACCUUAUAAUUCUAAGGUGAUGAAGUGAGUCUGACAUUAUUGGUACGCUAAUAAUAAUGUGCUGAAGACCAAGAUGCAAUGGCUCGAGUGUCAAGAAGGUGGGGACAUAUCACAAAAUAUGAGCUCUGAAUCCAUCUUAUUUUGAAGUUAUUUUGAUUUACUAAUAUACUGCUUUUAUUUAUAUAUUUUCUACUUUAGUGCUGAUCUUUAGUAGUGACCUUUUCACGAUUUUUACUAGUUUUUAAUAUGUGUUUUGUUGCUUUUAAUUACUCAUUAUUAUUAUUAUUAUCAUUAUUAUAUAUUUGUUGUUUUUUACAGAGAAAUGGCAACUAGCUGAAAUUAACUAUUUGUUUUUAUUUGAGUUAACCCAUUUGUGUACAAAUUUUUUUGAAUGGUUUCAUGCAUACACUGUAAUAAAUUUCCAGAAUUUCACAACAUGUUACUGUAUUUUUUCACAGUAAAUUACAUUAAUGUC
This is a messenger RNA of Danio aesculapii, 2201 nucleotides long. RefSeq names its product immunoglobulin superfamily, member 5b (gene igsf5b). The coding region runs from base 364 to 1413 and encodes 349 amino acids. The transcript is spliced from 9 exons. Gene Ontology annotation, biological process: cell-cell adhesion. Lineage: Eukaryota; Metazoa; Chordata; Actinopteri; Cypriniformes; Danionidae. The record is from RefSeq and is a predicted model, not a curated record.